Molecule: messenger RNA, 1401 nt
Organism: Pipistrellus kuhlii (Kuhl's pipistrelle)
Lineage: Eukaryota; Metazoa; Chordata; Mammalia; Chiroptera; Vespertilionidae
Product: upstream-binding factor 1-like protein 1
Exons: 2
Coding region: 1-1401 (466 amino acids)
Source: RefSeq, a predicted model, not a curated record
AUGGCAAGGAAGCCUUGGGAAGAUGAGGGUGAUUAUGGCCUCAUGUGGAAGGAAAGAGCAGCUCAGAAGACAGGCAGGCACAAGUGCCUGCAGAGGCUUCUGAAGUGGCCCAAACUCCUAGAAAUGGCAUUGGCUAAUGGCCGAGACCAAUGGCCUAAGGAAGACAUUGUGAUGUUACUGGACCGCCUGAAGAAUAAUCUGCCAUCUAAUGACGAACACACAUUCAAAACUACCCAGUCACGUAUGGAUUGGGGAAAAGUAGCUUUUAAAGGUUAUUCUGGUGAAAUGUGCAAACUCAAGUGGUUAGACAUUUCUAGGAAGAUAAGAAAGUAUCGGACUCUGACAGAAUUAGUCCUGGAAGCUAAGGAACAUGUUAAAAAUUCCAAAAAAAGCAAAAGGUACAAGAAACAUCCAGACAUGCCCAAGCAGCCCCUGACUUCUUACAUGCGCUUUUACAAGGAGAAGCGGCCUGAGUAUUCCCAAAUGCACCCCAAACUCAACAACCAGGAACUGACCAAGGUCAUGUCUGAGAAAUACAAGGCGCUCCCAGAGGAGAUGAAGCUGAAAUAUAUGGAAGACUUUCAGAAGGAGAAACAGCAGUUUCAGGAGAAACUGGCUCAGUUCAGGAAAGACCACCCUGAGCCUGAGCAGAACUCCAAGACCUCUGUUGUCUCCAAAGGGAGCCGAAGAAGCAGAGCCCACAAGAAGUUUAAGAGAGAUGAAAAAGAACUGAAGUCUUCCCAGGAAAAUGAUCUUUGGGGGGACAUAAGAUUUCGUGGAGAGCCUGAGAAGCCCCCCAUGAAUGCAUACCACAAGUUCCACCAGGAUGUGUGGUCCAGUGAGGAGCUGCAAGGCCUGCCCCCGAUGCAGCGCAUGGUGGAGAUUUGCAGACUCUGGCAGCGUGUCCCAGUGGACCAGAGGGAGCUUUAUGAGCAGCAGGCUGAGGAGCUGCAGAAACAGUACACGGUGGACCUGGAUAAAUGGCUCAAGACUCUGUCUCCUGAAGAGUAUGCUGCCUUUAGAGAGAGAAGCGCUGGGAAGCGUAAGAUAAAAAUGCGUAGAGGCCCAGACCCCAAGAUCAUCAAGACAGAAGUGCAAUCUCCAUCAGCAAGGACUCUGCAAGAAGGGCUUGCACAGAACCAGGGGCCGGAUCCCGGAAUGGCAUCUUCAGAGACAAAUGGGGACAUUUCUCAUGCCUCGCGGGGUUCUGAAGGAAAGAAGGAGCAUGAGGAAAAGGCAGAAAGCAGCAGCUCCUCAGACUCCUGCAGUAGCUCCUCAGACUCCAGCAGUAGCUCCUCAGACUCCAGCAGUAGCUCCUCAGACUCCAGCAGUAGCAAUGAAGACGACAGCAGCUGCAGCUCAUCUUCCUCAGGGGACACCUCUGACUCAGACUCCAACUGA